AUUAGCCUUUGCUGCCUUUAGCCUACCGCAGAAAUAGCCGUUGCUCUUGCUCGUUCGGUAUCUAGGUAACUAAGAUUUUCACUGUUUGAUUAAGUAAUAAAAGAGCUUUGUAGUCUGUUUGGGACUUGUCAUAAAAAUGGCUGAUCCAAAGUAUGCUGGACUUCCAGGAAUUGUGUAUGACCAGCCAGAUGUCUAUGAAACUAGCGACCUACCCGAAAGUGAGCAGAAUGAACGUGAUGAAACACUUGAAGUCAGCGACGCUGUUGAAAUACUGCAUAUUUCCACUAAAGAGGCCCACUGCAAGUUUGCUGACAAGUUACUUGAUGCUUCCCGAGUGGAUUUCUCUGAUAGAAUAUCUGCAAAGCCUAGGACAGGCUAUCAGGCAAGACGAAUUGAAUGGGAUAUUGCUGGUGAGUCAGAUGAGAAGGAGACCAUUGUGCAGCGCUACAACCGCCUCAUGUGUGAAGUAAAUCAGCUACAAGAGGACCUACAGCAGAUUAAAGAUUCGGGUAAAGAAGAGAUUCCAUUUGAUGGCAAUGAAGCAGAAGGAAGCCAGGCAAGCACUGUCUCAGCAGUUCAGCUAGAAAGGCAGGUGGAGCAGCUGCAGUCCCAGCUGCUUGGUGUGCAGCUGGAGAAGCAACUGGGUUCUGAUGUGGUGGAGGGCAUUCAGAACCCUCCUUUAGCUUCCUACAAGCGACUCACGGCACUCAUUGAAUCUCUUAAACACGUUAAAAACGCCGGCACCACGAGCAGCUCAACUAAAGCUGGCACCUCUAAGACAUCAGACAACGAGACUAAACCCAGCGACAUUACCUACCAGCUCUUCUAUUCUCCUGAGGUGGCCAAGCUUAACCAGCUCGGUCCUGCUCUGCAGCUUGAAAAACGGAUCGAUCGCCUAGAAAAACUGCUCGGCAACGAUCAAGAAAAAAUGAGUCGGCUGUGGUCGUGGACGCGCGAAGGCAGCGUGCUGGGCGCCGUGACGGCCCUGGGCCAGCGCCUCGCCUUGCUCGAGCCCGCGCAGCUCGACCACAUCGAGGGGAGACUGCACGCUGUCCACACCAAGAUGAACGCCAUCGCAGAGAAAGCCGAGCAGUCGCCCGAAAAGGACGCUAAAGUGCACGAACUGCACGAGCUUAUGCAGAAGUGCGACGUGAUGUGCUGUGCUCUGCCUGAGGUGGUCGAGAGGCUCGUCGCGCUACAGGGGCUCCACAGCGAAGCAUCCCAGUUCCGCCGCACGCUGCAGCAGCUCGAGGUAUCGCAGACUCAGCUGGCAUCAAGCCUAGGAAACAAUGAACAACUCCUGAGCUCCGUGAACGAAAAGUUCGCUGAUAAUCUCGCUGUUAUCAACGACAACAUUGCCAGCCUUGACGCCCGGAUAGAAGCACUCAAUAAGGCUACAAAGUGAGGUUUUUGUAUCAGGUAUUAACCAUAUCCGGCAGUGGGCGCUCAUGCAAUCUCUUAUUCUAUUCUACGUUCCUCUCAUUAUAUUGAUGGCUUUUAUCUUUUCACACGAGUACAGCAUAAUCUUCACCUUAAGUACUACGCGUGGUUAUUCGUUGCUUGCUUCAUCAUGUAGAGUAUAAGUACUGCAGCUUUAACUAGAUCAUUUCAUUGUUUUAUCAACACCAGAUCGACCUUAGUAGAGAAAAGUUUAUUGAGUAGGUGAAAAUAAAGCAAAACUUGAUCAAUGCAUUAUGAUGCGUAAGUUUUUUCUAAUUGGAGGUUGUACGUAAAUUUUGUAAGCUAAAAGCGUCUUGCUAGUCUGCACGCAUAACUUUUUUAUCUAUUAAGCGUGAAUUUGAGCUUUUAUUAAUUAUUGAUUUUAAUAUGAAAGAGCGCUUGAUAACCGCUAAAGUUGCACUAAUAUAACCUGUAGAACCUAUACUCUUAUUUCAUAAUGUAACUUGAUCUAAAGCUUAAUGAAAAUAGACAUUCAAGUACCCAUAUACCUGGUAAGAGCUCUGCUGUGGUUAGAAGGUGUACAGGAUUUCCGAGAGCGCCUUAAAUCCUCAAUGGUUCUUUUUUAAAUUGUGGUUUAAAAUAAAUUUAUAUUUAUGUUCCCUAGAUAAGUUCACCCAUCAUUAUCGUCUCCUAUUCGUUGAAACUAUAUUAUGAAAUCAAAUUUUGUACACACGCUUAUUUAUUUUAUUCGUUCGAUAAUACAGAAAUAACAUUUCU
Messenger RNA from Hyalella azteca, 2178 nucleotides. RefSeq names its product dynactin subunit 2 (gene DCTN2-p50). Gene Ontology annotation, cellular component: centrosome; cytoplasm; dynactin complex. NCBI's taxonomy places the organism in Eukaryota, Metazoa, Arthropoda, Malacostraca, Amphipoda, Hyalellidae. Bases 137 to 1405 code for a protein of 422 amino acids. The transcript has 9 exons. Gene Ontology annotation, biological process: mitotic spindle organization. The record is from RefSeq and is a predicted model, not a curated record.